GGCGGAGGAGCGGAGAAAGUGUGACUUUUAAACCGGCGGCGCUUCGGUUUCACAGCUUUUUGUUAUUGUUUUGGGGGAACUAACCGACCGAGCGCAGCAGGCCCGAAGCGUUAGCUCCCAUGCUAACAGCCCCGUGUGUUCCUAUCGGAGCAGCUAGCUCGGUGGCUAGCGUUAGCUCCCAUGCUAACAGCUCUGUGUAUUCCUAUUGGAGCCGCUAUUAGCUUCUUAGCGCUAGUCGGCUAGCAGGAGCUCCUGACACAUUUUCCAGCUAACCGGGUGACACGCGGCAUGUUUGGUGCUAACCGGAAGAAGUUUAUGGAGGGAGGCUUAGAGAGCGAGUACGCCGACGACUCCAGCCUCUACUACAGCCAGCAGUCCAUGUUCCCUCCUCACCGCCCCGACAAAGACAUGCUGGCGUCUUCCUCUGCUUCCUCCACGGGUCAACUGUCACAGCUGGGAGCCAGUUUAUAUGGACCGCAGAGUGCUCUGGGUUUCCCCAUGCGAGGGAUGAGCAGCAGUGCGGCGCCUCCGUUAAGUCGAAGUGGACUCAACCAGUCGGCCGGUCAACUGUCGAGUCACAGCAACACGCCUAACGCCGGCACGAUGCACACGCCUCCAUCACCCAGCAGGGGGAUCCUUCCGAUGAGCAGCCGGAACGUCCUGAACCACAGCCAGCAGGUGGGCGGUCCGACCGGCCAGGCGGGAGGGAUGGGAGGUGGGGGAGAGAGGGGAGGAGGAGGGAGGAGCGGCAGCAUGGGGAGUCCCAGCCGGUCGUCGCCCAGCAUCAUCGGGAUGCCGAAGCAGCAGCAGGGACGGCAGCCGUUCACCAUCAACAGUAUGUCGGGGUUCGGGGUCAACAGGAAUCCAGGCUUCAACAUGAACAACUCUCUCUCCAACAACAUCUUCAACGGCACAGACGGCAGUGAGAAUGUGACGGGUUUGGAUCUGUCAGAUUUCCCAGCGUUAGCUGACAGGAGUCGGAGGGACGGAGGUUCCAAUCCAACCCCACUGCUCAACCCGCUGGCCGGUCGGGCUCCCUAUGUAUCCUGUAAUUGGUCCGUUUCUCCAGUUGGCAUGGUAACCAAACCGUCCAGUGAGCAGUCUCAGGACUUCUCCAUCCACAACGAAGAUUUCCCAGCUCUGCCUGGGCCCAACUACCAAACGAAAGAUCCCACCAGCACCACCGAGGACAGCAAAACGAAUCUGAACUCUUCAGGAAAGCCCACCUCUAACUCAGACGGUCCAAAGUUCCCCGGCGAUAAGAGUUCGGCACCCAGCAACAACAACCAGCAGAAGAAAGGGAUUCAGGUGCUUCCUGACGGGCGAGUGACCAACAUCCCCGUCGGCAUGGUAACGGACCAGUUCGGGAUGAUCGGCCUGCUGACGUUCAUCCGGGCGGCGGAGACGGAUCCCGGCAUGGUUCACCUGGCGCUGGGCUCCGACCUGACGACGCUCGGCCUCAACCUCAACUCACCAGAGAAUCUGUAUCCUAAGUUUGCGUCUCCGUGGGCGUCGGCUCCGUGUCGACCACAGGAUAUAGAUUUUCAUGUUCCGUCAGAGUAUUUAACCAACAUCCACAUAAGGGACAAGUUAGCAGCUAUCAAGUUGUCUCGAUACGGUGAAGAUCUGCUGUUUUAUCUCUACUAUAUGAACGGAGGAGACUUACUACAACUCCUGGCUGCAGUAGAACUGUUUAACAGAGACUGGCGGUACCAUAAAGAGGAGCGGGUUUGGAUCACCAGAGCUCCGGGGAUGGAGCCGACGCUGAAGACCAACGCCUACGAAAGAGGGACCUACUACUUCUUCGACUGCCUCAACUGGAGAAAAGUGGCCAAGGAGUUUCAUCUGGAAUACGACAAACUAGAAGAGCGACCUCACGUUCCCUCCACCUUCAACUACAAUCCUGCCCAGCAGGCCUUCUGAUUGGCUGCCCCCUCCUCCUGCCUGUCUGCCAUUGGCCCUCCUGGCUCAUCAGCUGUUUAGGUUUCUUCCACCUCCACACUCUCAGAUCAAUCAGAAAGACUCGACGGAGACGCCGUCCUGCCUCCUGACCCCAGCAGACUUUAUCAUUUUAACCUUUUCUCAUGUUGCUUUACCUCAUUUUGUUUUUAUUUUAUUCCUCCUUUUUUCUCCUCCAUCAGUUUGGUUCCAGCAGUCGGUAAAUAAGUGUCCAUCCCACCGGCGAUUUCUAUUCAGUCUUAAGAAUCGACUAUUUUUGUCCAGAGAAGCUUUUAAAGGAGAAACCAGAUUUUAACGCCAUCAGGAUGGAUAAUUAUUCCGCUCUUGAGCACUUCAGCUCCGACUAUUUAUCUCUACUUUUACCAGGUUUUUCUUCCGGCGUUUCAGAUCAGAAAACACGUCAGACAGUCAGGAGACGAAAUGCAAUGUACAUUGUAGCACUAUUUCAUAAUAAAAGAAGGAAAAACAGCUUUUUUUAUGGGUUCUUCGUGUUAUCCGGGUAAAAAAACUCCAGCAGUGGGUUUAAUUUUGGGUUUUGGAGCAGCUAGAAAAGUCGCUUUUAGUUAGUUUCUCUUCCUAUUGUCAACAAAUCACACAUGUAGAGCUCCAAAUACUGCAAAUAGUCAGUGUUUAAACCAUAGAUUGGUCUGUUUAUUACUUGUUUGGGCUAAAAAAUGUCAAAGAUGGUGAAAAAUUAGAUUAAAAAAAUGAAAUAUUGUACCUGAAAAUGAGAUAAAUGAAAUAUUUCACCUGGAAAAAUUUGAUAAAAAUUAAAUAUUAUGCUGGGAAAAUGAGAUAAAAACUAAAUAUGCUAGAUAAUAAUGUAAUAUUUCACCUGAAAAUGAGAGAAAUUUUAAAUGUUGCACCAAAAAAAAUCGAUAAAAGAUAAAUAUUGCACUUAAAAAAUUAGAUAGAAAUGAACUAUUAAAUGUUGCACCUAGAAAAUGAGAUUAAAAAUUAAAUAUUAAAUAUUUCACCUGAAACAUUUGAUAAAAUGAAAUAUUUCAUCUGAAAAAUUAGAUAAAAUAAAAUAUUGCACCUAAAAAAUUAGAUUAAAAAUGAAAUAUGUCACCUGAAAAAUUAGGUAUAAUGAGAUCUUGCACCUGGAAAUGAAAUAAAAUGAAAUAAUAUGUCGGAAAAAUUAGAUAAAAAUUAAAUAUUUCAUAUAAAAUAAGAUAAAAAUGAAAAUAUUGCACCUGAAAUUAAGAUGGAGUAGAGCUCUAAAUACUGGAAAUAAUGAAUAUUUGAUCAGUAGAUUGGCCUGUUUUGGGCUAAAAAAUGUCAGAAAAUAAAAAAAUCAGUUUCCUGUCACAGAGGCGGAAAUUAAACAGACAAUAUUCACAUUUAAGCAGCAGAAACCACAGAAUUUAGACAUUUUUUUCUUAAAAGGUGGCUGAAAGUGAUAAAUUAACCAGUAAAAUAGCUGUCAAAGUCGAUUUAUCUUUGCAGCUUCAAGCUAAAAAUAAUUUUUCGAUGAAAGACAAACAAACAGGAAGUCCACUUUAUUGCUGCUUUAGUGCAGCGAUUUGCGACUCUUUUGGCUCAAAAAUGCUGCAAAAACUAUCUUUAAUCGUCACCGCUGAACAUUUUUAAUGUAAAAUUAAAUAAAUCUGCUCUAAAAUUGGCAAAACUGAAAAUAUUUGAAAAACUUAAUUGUUGGUUUGUUGACGAUAAGAAAAACUCACAUUAAAACCAAAUGCGUCUUUAAAUUCAACAAAACAGAAAAUAACAAAACUUCUACUCUUUCUCAGCUUCCAUCCUCUGCUUUUCAUCUCUUCUUUUAUUAUUUUAAUGUUUCUGCUGCUCUUUAGUAUUUAAUUCUUUUAUUUUUAAUAUAAUUUGUGCUCCCACAUUUAUUAUUCGGUGUAUUUUCCACCUGGUAUCAGUCAAACUAAUCAGAAUAUUUCUCUUUCUUGCUGAGAUUACUGCUAAACAGGAAGCUAUGGCCAGAGGCUAGUUAGCAUAGCUUAGCGUAAAGACUGGAAAGAAAGGGAAACUGUUAGCGUGGUUCUGUUUAAAAGGCAUUAACUAAGAAAUUCUGAGUUUUUUACACUUGGGUGCAGCUUAAACAACUAAUUAGUGAUUUUUAUGCUAAGAUAAGCUAAUUAGCACACAUUUUAAUGACUGAAAAUAAUCUGAAUCUCGGCAAGAAAGCAAAAUAUCUCUUCUAAAUGUUGUUUUUAUGUUUUUUUUCCUUUAAGCUCCACCAAAAGACCAAAAUCAACCAAAACAGUCUUUUAUUUUGAAAGGCUUCAUGUUUAAUUUGAUUUUACUUUGUCACCGUAUUUUGAAACCCCUUCCUCCAGGAGGCGCCGUCGUGUGUGUGUGUGUGUGCGUGCGUGUGUGUAUAUAUAUAUCUGAGGUCAGUAUAUAUACACGAACAUGAGGCAGUAUUUUUAAGAAAAAGGUUAAAAAUUUAAAAAAUAGCAAAUCUGCCCCCCGACGAGGAGCCCCUCCCUCCUCUGCUGGCAAUACCGAGGCCCCUCCCCCAUUGCCGUGGAAACAGGUUUCCAAGAGAGACUGCCAGCGACGACUCCCCGCAGCCUCACCGACCAACCACCUUCCAGCUACCGUCGCCGUGACCACAGGGGCCAGCAGCAACGCCAAGGACACGCCCACCGACCGUGUGACCUGUCUGAGACGAUCUGAUUGGAGGACGAGGACUGAGGCACUUGGCCGUAGGCUGUUUUAUUAAAUAUGGCAGCUAGUGUUUUAAUAGGAAAAAGAAUAAAAUAAAUAUUCUGGUAAUGAAACUGAA
Messenger RNA from Amphiprion ocellaris (clown anemonefish), 4717 nucleotides. Its product is annotated as CCR4-NOT transcription complex subunit 2-like. The record is from RefSeq and is a predicted model, not a curated record. Gene Ontology annotation, cellular component: CCR4-NOT core complex; P-body. The coding region runs from base 289 to 1923 and encodes 544 amino acids. NCBI's taxonomy places the organism in Eukaryota, Metazoa, Chordata, Actinopteri, Pomacentridae. Gene Ontology annotation, biological process: regulation of DNA-templated transcription; regulation of stem cell population maintenance; nuclear-transcribed mRNA poly(A) tail shortening. The transcript is spliced from 15 exons.